Suillus subaureus is the source of this 657-nucleotide messenger RNA. RefSeq lists its product as uncharacterized. The transcript has a single exon. The record is from RefSeq and is a predicted model, not a curated record. The coding region runs from base 1 to 657 and encodes 218 amino acids. Lineage: Eukaryota; Fungi; Basidiomycota; Agaricomycetes; Boletales; Suillaceae.
AUGGCACCGGCACCCGCCCCAGCGGGCAAUAGAGGAAACGGAUCGCGAAAUCUGAGAGAUAUGAUGGCACCAAGCACCACCAAUAACACCUCCGAGACCUCCCGACCUCCAACCCCAGCACCAGCAACAGCGAUACCAACACAAAGCAGACGCACGCCACCCAAAUUGACAACUCCGGAGAUCAUAGCUCUGAACAACAAAGUUAUCAAUGUGAUGAUGGGCAAAGCUUACUUGGAACGUAUCGCCCUCGCUAUCAGUGGGAAACCAUACACAAUAGAUGCUAUAUCCGAAAUACUCCUACACACAACUCAGCUAACCAGCAUAUCCCUCCCCGCACAAACAGCAAUUCAUGCAGUGGCUUUCGUUCUGAAGGAAGUUGUAACAGACAAAACCACUGAAAUCAUAGCAAGACAUGUCACAGCUGCGAUAUCUCCCCACAUAGCUAAGCUACAAGAUACUGAAGAAAAACUAACAAAAUUAUCCACAGAUAUAAAUGCAACAUUGGCCUCCCAAAGCCUGCAACUAGAGAAAAUCCAAACGACAGUAGACACCCUCUCAAAGCAAGCAACUGAAUCCACAAACUCCAAACCAUCAUAUGCAGCUGCAGUCAUGACAAGCCAAGGCCAACAACCGGAAACAGAGACUCAAGCCCAUUGA